AUGCUUUUUUCGAAGAUCAAGAUAUCCGAUACGAAAAGCUCGAGUGAUCAUCUUGGUGUUUUCCGACAAACGAUCCAGAGCUUGCCGUUCGAAGCAAUCACAUUAUCCAGCCUGGAGUUCAAAUCCAGAAAACAGGCAAUCAGUGAAUAUUGCUCGGACGAGAAGGAGAAGGCGUACCUUCAGCUGCUAUCCACAGCGACAGAAGAGGGAAUGAAGGAAUACUCUAGUUACAUAGUGAAAGAACGACGAUCUAUUAUCGACGUACUACGAGCACAUCCCUCAUGUAAACCGCCGAUUGAGUAUUUACUGGAGCUGCUUCCACGUCUGCAGGUCGGUUUAUUGACUCGAUUUCGAUCGAUAGCUUGCCGAUUGAUCCAAAUACGACUUUCUCGCCCCGUUGGGGAUCAUACGAGUCAGCUAUCGGCCAAGGAGCCCAUUUUAUGA
This is a messenger RNA of Cooperia oncophora, 444 nucleotides long. The record is from the annotation of a GenBank genome assembly. NCBI's taxonomy places the organism in Eukaryota, Metazoa, Nematoda, Chromadorea, Rhabditida, Trichostrongylidae.